Molecule: messenger RNA, 5035 nt
Organism: Anguilla rostrata (American eel)
Lineage: Eukaryota; Metazoa; Chordata; Actinopteri; Anguilliformes; Anguillidae
Gene: pdzph1
Product: PDZ and pleckstrin homology domains 1
Exons: 13
Coding region: 188-4180 (1330 amino acids)
Molecular function (GO): protein binding
Source: RefSeq, a predicted model, not a curated record
CACAAAUAGUAACAAUAAGAUCUAGAACGGACAUCAAGUGCCGCCCAGUACUGUUCCGUCUUUUUUUACAAACUCUCUUUAUGACUUGUAAAGCGUGCCUUGCUGUAUCAUUGAUGCUAAGAAGUUUUCAAGAGAGGAAUUCCUCUAAGCACACCCUGCACGGAGGCAUCAGAAACAAAGGAGGACCAUGAGUAAGAGGAGGAGGAGGAGGAGAAACAGCCUCAGGAGGAAGAGCUCCAGAUGCACGAAACACAGCCAAUCCCAAUAUACUUCUCAAUCUCAAAGCCAAAGCUCCAAUAAUAACAGUGGUGUGUACAAAAGGGACCAGCUGGAAAAAGGGGAAAGUGAUUCUCUGCGACCGGAGAGUUUUUUCGCCGAUUCAGACGCGGGUGAGGACACGGGGUACGAGGCUGACAGCACAGAAAAGAGGUUCAGGGCGAGCGGCUCGGAAAGUGCGCCUCAGGACGACUCAAAGAGCCCCGGGUCAGAGGUCGAAGAGGCAGACGGGGGCGUGCGGAUCACGACCUUGGUGAGGGUCGACGACUGCGAAGUGUCGUCCUCGAGAACCGUGCUCCAGAACCCCUGCGAGUCCGCAGGCCGAGACGAGGCCCGCGGGUCGGUGUCGGUCACCACGACCAAAGUCACCUGCUCCAGAUCCAAGGUGGAGGUGGAAAUAAACGAAGUCAUGCACUCGGACAGCUCGGACAUCAAAACCACCCUCGUGGUCCGGGACAGAACCGGGAGGAGGAAAGGGGACGGCUCGAGAAGCCGAUGGGACGACCGGGCCGCCCCCAACAACGAAAAGCCGAGCCAGCCUUACUCUGCGAGCCACAACUUCGACGCUGCCACCUGUGGGCACCACAGGCAGUGCAAGAGCAAGAACUAUAAACUCAGCAUCUCUGAGAUAAACACUGACCUAACAGAGCUUGCAAAUAGUCAAGUCCAAUCGGGUCAUCAGGAACAGAGGCUAUGCUGCAGGAGCUGUUGCGAGGAGGGGAUUUAUGGCCACAACUAUGUACUCAGAGAGAGGUUCUCCAGUAUGUCCGCUCUGUCGGACACCUGCCUCCGAGUGGCGGAGCAGCCGCUAACAAGCACGGUGAACAGUGCGGCGUCGACGGACAUCCCGCUUCCUCGGGAGUUUGUCGACAAAGGUUUCAACCCGCUGGACGACCUCACCGAGAACAUAUCUUCUUGUCAGAUUGUCUCUGGUGAUAAUUUUGACAACCGGGGAGGAAGGAUGGCCUCCACUGCUCCAGCCAGACCCAGUGACUCGGGGGAGAAAGCGGAAUCUCUUUGCCGGGACUCGCGAGAGCGUGAGAGCCUCGGCGACGGGGAGGAACUCCUAGAACGUCUUUCCGGGUCGGACGCCUACGGUACGCUGCUCCCGGGGCACGGUAUGCCCGUGAGUCGGUCCAGCUACACCAAAGAGUUCAUCCACAACCACGACGGAACCAAGAGGUUGCGCAACAACAGCGUCGCCAUUUUGGAGACCAAGCCCAGGAUGGCGCAUUACUUUGAAAGGCCACCCAAGAGGAGGCAGACUUUUCCCGGGCCUACGGACUCCCACGGCAAAAUGGAGGAAGGCAUGUCCUCUUGCAGGGAGUCGUUCUCCUCCGGUAUGCUCUCCCCCUUCUUCCUGCAGUCUCUCCCUCUGCAGGCCGAGAGGCUGGGCAGGUUCUACAUGGACGACGAAGGGUCUUUUCCCUUUUCGGAAGACAGCCGCAAAUCCUCAGGGGGCAGCUCCGGUUACAAGGCGAGCUCCAGUAAUUUCAACGGCUACAGCUACGGGGCCGACAGUUCUACCUGCGGUAAUGGCAGAAGCUGCUUUUGCCCAUGCAGGGCUGGGGAGGACCAAGAGGAGACAUUCAGCUCAGGACAGGACGCUCAACAUGGGCAAGUGUUAAAUCAGAUGGCUGCGCCAGUCUUGAUAGCGGUGACGCCACCUCACGGUGAUUCAUACACGGACGCGGCUGAUCCUGGCAAUGAACAGCUGGAGCACAGCGAGGUCGCAGAGAGCGGGUUCGACGAGGAGAUGCCAGAGGUCGAGGAGCUGCACCAUGAGUUUGCAGCGAACAACCUCAUUCUUAAGCAGCGGGAUUUGCUCAUUCAGGUCACGCCCCCUUCCCUGAGCGGCUCCGAGGAGCACAUUGUUGAGGACAGCUGUGAGUCAAUCAUUCUCAGGGAAGGCGUGGCCAAUCCCAAGCCCAACCAACCAGAAACCAUUGCCAGCACUGACUUUCUACCAGAUAUGAGAAAGGGGUCGGUGAUGACUAGCAUCAUCGGGGGCUGUGAGCGAAGGUCUAUUCAGAAUGACACAGAGCCCCUGGAAAUAAUGGAGAACCAGAGAGAGUUAUCCAGUGUUGUUCUUGAAGCACCCUCUAUGUCGUCUGCACAGGACAUGGAGGAUAAGGAGGAGGAUGGACAUAGCGAACCGUUGAGUGAAAUGGAAUCCACCCCCCGGAGGUCUCUCACUGUCGAGUCAAACGACUCGAUCCAGACCCUCGUGCAGGAACACGAGGCGAUGGAACCUUCCGGAAGUCCAACAGAGACUCAGGCAGGGAUGAACUUUGGGCCUCCAUCACUGCGAGAUGCCCACAGAGGCGCUGAGGACGAAGGCAAUACAAAGAUGGGGGAUGUAGUCACAGCUGCGACAGACACAAACGGGUCCUCCCACGAAUCCCAGGACUCCGGGGUAACAGAUUCCAAAACAAGGCUGCAGCAAACAGACUCAGGUGAGAGGCUAAGCAUGGCAAGAUCCCCCACAGAUGUAAAGACUGAAGUGAAGGAACGCCUGAGACCCCCGGUGGACCUCGUCCUGAAGGACCAGGAGGACGUUGUGGACCACUGGGCAAAGAGACGCAAGCUCUUCAAGGAGAGCAAACAGUGGAGCUCCGCUGGAGGAAGCUCCCUCACCAGCAACAUUACAGAGGAGUCGGUGACCUCAGACGACGGUCGCUCGGUGGACGUGUCCGCGCGCGACAUGGAAGAGAGGGGCUUCUACACGGAGACGUUCCACUCGGCCUCCUGGAUUUACCGCGGAGACGACACCCACCCCGCCGGCAGCCCCCGUUGCCUCAGCACGCGACCCCGCCCAGUGACAAUUCGAGAGCGGACGGUCAGGAUCAGCAAAGGCACAGGGGACUACCCCUGGGGGUUCCGGAUCCAGUUCUCCAAACCCAUCGUGGUCACGGAAGUCGACACAAGUGAGUACAGUGGAGCAGGCGAGCACAAGGGUGGCUGCCAGCAUACAGAUCACUAUGAUACUGCAUACAACGUCCGCUGGGAGCGGACUCUGGUGGGGGACACGGUCCUGUCGGUGAACGGGACGGACGUGACCAGCGUGUCGCAUUCCGAAGCGGCGGAGCUGGCCAAGCAAGGGCGAGAUGUUCUGACCCUGACCAUUGGCUCAGACAUCAGCCGCCACCCCAGCACCCCAAGACCGGCAUGUCGGGGGUACCUGCACAAGCGCACCCAGUCGGGCCUACUGAAGGGCUGGAGGAAGAGGUGGUUUGUGCUCAAGCACGACUGCUGCCUGUACUACUACAGACGCAAGAGGGAUGAGGGGAAGACCUGCGCUUUGUCAGCCAUGAAGCUAGAGGGCGCUGAAGUUGGGCCGGACACCAGCUUGGGGAAACCCUUUGUGUUCAAGUGUAGCCCACUGUCCUGUGCCCGAGUCUAUUACUUCUGUGCCACAUCAAACCAAGAGAUGAAAAGGUGGCUAGAGGCUAUGGACAGAGCUGUUCAACCUCCCCCUCAGAACCACGUGUGGAUCGACGUCGCCCGCCACAACUCCAGCCUGCCCCCUCUGGCCAUCAAGAGCCCUGAAUGCCUGGGCCUGCUGCACCAGCUGGACGGAAACAAGGACUUCUGGGUGCAGCACUACUGCAUACUGAAGGACGCGUGCCUUUACUUCUACACCGGGAUACGCUCCACUCACGCCAUGGGGGGGAUCUUCCUGCAGGGCUACACAGUCUGCGAGCAGGCCAACGGAUCCCGGUGCUCCACCAUUGAGCUCAAGCCGCCAUCGGAAGAGUUUAAAUCCUUCUACCUCUGCGCUGAGAGCGCGACAGAAACCAAGCGAUGGAUUUCGGCGAUAAAAGCGUCGAUAAGUAAAUGGGUGCUCCUGCACCAGGCGAUCGAGGAAUUCAUGAGUCGCCCGGCGGAAGAGACCAGAAUGUGAGGCUGGCGGAACUUCUCAAGACCACCAGCAGAUGGCGACCUCGUUUCCUGCAAGCGCCAACACGCCCUCCAAACACGCUAGAAUCGAGAGGCUUAGUGUGUCUGUUUAGAUUUUAUAACAGUGGGCAAACACACAUACAUACUUUUUUUUUGGGGGUGGAGGUUGACUCUGAGGAGCUACAUCAAACCCUGGUCACCCCACCCCUGAGCAAGCAGCAGUGUGAUCUGCAACGAGUCACACAACGCUUUCCGAUCAGGUGAUGCAUCGAGCACAUCUGCACCACACCAGUCUAGUUGAGGCCGUGCUGCAGGUGGGGUUGUCUGGGCCGAGUGAAAAUUCUAAGCCCAUGAAAGAGGCCCCAUCCCGUUGAACUGGGCAACGUAGAGUUUACCUCGGAUGCUCGUGGCUUUGUGAGACGCUGGAACGACGAUAAACCCAUCAACUGGCGCAUCAGAUCCGUUGUACUGGAUGAGAAUGGACUUCUGUAGCUGAAGAGAGGACCUGUCUGCUAACUGUGUUCUGUAGACCUCGGCAUUAAUCAAAGACACGUGAGCUUCCGUGUUCAAAGUUCUGUACACUGGCCCUUCCGCAACGCUGCAUUUGUAAGAAACCGUUUUGUUGACGCAAGCAGUUGCACCACCACACCACUAGUUGGAGCCAGAGCUUCAGCCUCAUCCUGCAAUGGCUCUAAUUGCCUGAUUAGCGGUCAUAGUUCAAUGGCAAACUAUUGAAAUUACCCUGUUUUGAUAGGUGUUAUUGUUUUCCUUUUUCAGUGCAGCAUUUAUUCAUUUCUUUGUUAUGAAUUCAUCAAGAGUAAUUAAAUGUCACUUCUUUGAAAAUUGAAAAGGAAAGAAG